Solea solea (common sole) is the source of this 6090-nucleotide messenger RNA. It is a transcript of the gene brd1a, whose product is annotated as bromodomain containing 1a. Gene Ontology annotation, biological process: regulation of transcription by RNA polymerase II. Bases 640 to 4431 code for a protein of 1263 amino acids. Gene Ontology annotation, molecular function: protein binding. Gene Ontology annotation, cellular component: MOZ/MORF histone acetyltransferase complex. The transcript is spliced from 13 exons. The record is from RefSeq and is a predicted model, not a curated record. NCBI's taxonomy places the organism in Eukaryota, Metazoa, Chordata, Actinopteri, Pleuronectiformes, Soleidae.
ACAGGGUGGGUCUCUGAGCGUAGCAGUAUGUAGUUCUCCUUGAGUCAUGUGUGUCCUCUUGACAGGAAACUCAAACACACUGCUACACCGUCGCUUGAAACUCGAACCCAUUGAUUAUGACUUAUAGCAGCCCGGUUCUUGUUUUGUGUGUGGGGAAUGACAAAAGUUCGUGUGUCGAUCGUGUGACAGAUGGGCUAUUGUGCGAAAUCCACGACUCGCCACUAAACAUGACCUCCAGCGUCACACGUAGAGCGGUGCGUGCGGGUGGGAGUUGUCUGGUGUAACGCAUUGUUGUGUUGGGGGAUGAGCCCUCCGUCCGUCGGUAGUACUGCUGCUGCUUCUCCUACUUGGUCGAUUGUGGCUAGUGUGUGACUGUAACCCAAUAAUGGUCCACAAAGCAGUUAAGUGAGUUAUCUUGUGAAUUUCUUAGCGAUAAUUCACACACACAAAGAAGCUCCCUUUCUCUUUUAUCAGCAACUGAAAAGGACCCCCGUAUCGCCCGUUGGAUGAGAACAUUGUGUGCGGAAUCAGAGCCACUUAGCAGGCCGUAUCGCCUUUGCUUUGUAAGGCUGCUGGCUAGGUACCGUCUUCUUCAGCUAGCAAAACUGUUCGUGCACCCGAGCAACACGGAGCAGCAAGAUGAAGAAGAAAGUUCGGCAGCACCGGGUUGCGGUGCCGCAGAGGCCGCCAUCUCCCAUCAAGCCGUCACCCAACAAGCAGAUCUUGACGUAUGCCCAGGCGCAACGCAUGGUUGAGUUCGAAAUCGACGGACGCCUCCAUCGUCUCAGCAUAUAUGACACGCUGGACGUGAUCUCGGAUGAUGACCCCAUGGUGCAGGAGAUGAUGGAGUGUACCAGCAAUAAAGAGAAUGCUGAGAAACCACAGCAGCAGGUCCUUCUGAGGUCAGUGAGACUAAAAAACAACCAAGAGAAGAGAAAUGCUGCACUGGGAAUCACUGGUCAAGGAGAAGGAGCUGGGCAUCAUGCCAGCCGCAAUGCUGGUCCAAAGCUUCCUGAGCCGAAGUUUCGCACCGUGGAAUACAACCUUCCAGCUGUUCCUAAGCGGUCAGGUGCUUUUUAUAAAUACACAGAGAAAACAGAGGAAGAGCUUGAUGAGGAAACAGAGUAUGACAUGGAUGAGGAAGAUUAUGCAUGGCUAGAUUUAGUCAAUGACAAACGGCGAAGCGAAGGGGUCAGUCAGGUGUCCCACAAUGUGUUCGAGUUUCUUGUUGACCGCUUUGAAAAGGAGUUAUACCUGGAGAACCUGGACGAGAGCAGUGAAAAGCAAGCUGCCAUCGAUGAGGAUGCCGUGUGCUGCAUCUGCAUGGAUGGCGAUUGCCACAACAGCAACGCUAUUCUAUUUUGUGAUUUGUGCAACAUUGCUGUGCAUCAGGAAUGUUACGGUGUGCCCUACAUUCCUGAGGGCCAGUGGCUGUGCAGACACUGCCUCCAGUCACCCGGUCAGGCUGCAGACUGUAUCCUUUGUCCCAGGAAGGGUGGGGCAGUGAAAAAGACAGCGGAUGACCGCUGGGGCCAUGUGGUGUGUGCGCUUUGGGUCCCCGAGGUUGGCUUCUCCAACACCACAUUCAUUGAACCCAUCGAUGGUGUCAGCCACAUACCUCCAGCCCGCUGGAAGCUCACCUGCUACCUCUGCAAGGAGAAAGGUGUUGGGGCAUGCAUACAGUGCCACAAAGCCAACUGUUACACUGCCUUCCAUGUCAGCUGUGCUCAAAAAGCGGGGCUCUUUAUGAAGAUGGAACCCAUCAAAGAGGUAACGGACACAGGAGAGCCUACCUUCUCUGUGAAAAAAACAGCCUACUGUGGAGCGCACACACCAAAUGGAUGUGUAAGGAGGCCACUUUCAAUCUACGAUGAUGCUGAACCCAAAAAUGGCCUUUGCAAGAACUUGGAGAAAGUGAAAGCUGCUGGUAAAGGACAUUCGAAAGGAAAGCAGAAGAAAAAGAGCAAGAACAAGAAGGUUGAGCCCGAAGUUGAAAGUGAAGCUGCAACCGCUGCUACUGUGCCUACCUUUCCUGCUCACAGGUUACACACCAUUUUGAACCAGGUGUCAGUCCAGAAGAAAAGAGCUUUUGUGGAGCUGGUCCUAAAUUACUGGACACUGAAGAGGCAAUCCAGGAAUGGGAUUCCCCUCCUCAGACGCCUUCAGACAAACCUGCAUUCUCAGAAGAAUGUGCAACCGGUUUGUUCAUCUGAGCAAGUUGAGGAAGAGAGCAGGGCUUUAAAAGACCAGCUGAAGGAAUGGCACCGCCUCAGACACGACCUGGAGAGGGCCCGGCUACUGCUAGAGUUAAUCCGCAAAAGGGAGAAACUCAAGAGGGAAGAGAUGAAGCUGCAAGAGACUCUCUUAGAGAUGCAGCUGACUCCCUUCAGUAUUUUGCUCAGAACUCUCUUGGACCAGCUUCAGGCAAAAGACCAGGCCAAGAUCUUCAUACAGCCAGUGGAUAUUAAUGAGGUGCCUGACUACCUCGACCACAUCAAACACCCAAUGGACUUCUCCACCAUGCGGCAGCGCAUCGACGACCAGGGCUACAACAACCUGGAGCAGUUUGAGUUUGAUUUCAACCUCAUCGUUGAAAACUGUAUGAAGUAUAAUUCAAAGGACACUUAUUUUUACCGAGCUGCCGUUCGCCUCAGAGACCAGGGUGGGUCCCUGCUCAGAAAGGCUCGACUAGACGUGGAGAAAAUAGGCUUCGACUCGGAAAGCGGAAUGCAUCUACCCGAGGCUCCAGAAAUCAAAGCAUCGGCACCAUUUUCUUGGGAGGACGUGGACCGCCUUCUCGUACCAGCCAAUCGGGAGCAUCUGCCUCUGGACAAGCAGCUGAAGCAGCUACUGGAGAAGUUUGACCUGACGUGUGCCAUGAAGUCCAGCCCCUCGCGUAGCAAGCGCCUCAAGCUCCUCAAAAAGACCAUCAACGAUGUUCGCAAUGAGAUGAGCCUAAAACGAGUCCUGCCUCCCCACCACCACUGUACUUCCACCACAACUCCUUCCACAUCGGCAUCAUCCUCAUCCUCAUCAGCCCCUCAUCAUUUGGGGAUGGCUACACCUAAAGAAGAGAGACUGAAGCCUAAUGGACAUUUUCCAGAUGAUGAGGGGGACAAGUGUCUUCCUCCUAAACUGGAGCCCUCAGACUCCAUACCACCCCUCAUCCACUCAGACACAGACCAUGGGCCUCCCACCCUCAAACCAAUUGACGCCAUGCCAGACUGUGAUUAUAACACACACAGCAAGCGAGGGAAGUUUGAUGGGGAAAUCCCAGACCUGCUCUCCUCUGCCCCACGACUCAAUGGCUACUCCCACAACAGCCUCCAGAACUCCCUGCUAGAUGGCGACGUGAGCGUCGUGGCCACGUCCACUCUCGCAGAGCCCACUGGAACGGUCAGUCGCCGGACAGCCGUGCUCUUUCGCAAAUCAAAGACCGCCAGUCCACUAAAGCCCCAGAGGAGCGUGGAAGAGGGGACCGACAGCCUCGUCAUAAGAGAAGGCGAGGGGGAGGAAGAUGAAGACGGCGCACAGCUGGGUUCCAAAUCCUUCCUGUCGGUGGUCAUACCAAGACUAGAGACUCUUCUUCACGGCAAGAAGAGGAAGCGCAGUGGCAGCAGAGACAGCGAGGAGGAGGACGAGGAGGAGGGUGGUAGAGAGGGGGAGCACGAAGAGGAGGGAGAGUCUCCAGUGAAACGACUCAACACUGGUCUGUCGAGGGGUUUUCUGGAGGUGGAGGAGAAGGAGCUGGAAGAAACCAGCAGAACCAGUAGACCCGUGGAGCCACGGAGACGCUGUGCCUCCGAGUCCUCCAUCUCUUCGUGUAGCAGUUUGCCAGGAAACACCAGCACCAUUCUCAGUCUUCCAAAAUGUGGGAAGGGAAAACCUGCCUUGGUCCGGAGAAACACUGUGGACGAUAAGAGCGAACUAAUCGCCUGCAUUGAAACCGGGAACUUUGCAAAGGCAGCGCGAAUAGCUGCGGAGGUUGGCAACAGCAAUAUCUGGAUGCCUGCUAGUGCUGCAACAGUUGCAUUGGAACCCUUAAAGCUAGUUUGGGCCAAGUGUAGUGGAUACCCUUCCUACCCAGCCUUGAUCAUUGACCCCCACAUGCCGCGCGUGGGCUGCCAGCACAACGGGGUGUCCAUCCCCAUGCCCCCCAUGGACGUGCUCCGCAUCGGAGAGCAGAUGCAGUACAAAGCCGAAGAGAAACUCUACCUCGUCCUCUUCUUCGACAACAAGCGCAGCUGGCAGUGGCUUCCGAGGUCCAAGAUGGUUCCUCUGGGGAUGGACAAGACCAUAGACAAGAUCAAAAUGAUGGAGGGACGCACAUCCAGCGUUCGCAAGGCUGUCCAGAUCGCCUACAGCCGUGCUAUGAACCACCUGAGCAUAGUGCAGGAUGAGCCAGUCAGUGACCUCAGUGACGUGGACUGAUGACAGUCGCUGGAUCUGCUUCCCUCUCUCACUUUCACACACACACACACACACACACACACACACACACACACAAACAAACACGUACCUCUCCUGUACCAAAUACCCCUUCCCCCCCUCUCUCUGUCUCUGCAGGAGACUGAAAUGUUUACUGGGCACCUGCUGUAACAGGUGGUGUCUGUUCCUCAUCCAUUCCUACUCGUACACACUCCUCCUACCAUGUGCCGAUGGGAUACGGCUGCUGCUGAAAUGAAUGUGUCUUUUCUGUUUGUCCUCUCCACCUCCAGCCUUGUAACUGUGCUAAGAGACUGCUCCCCCCUCCUUUUUUUUUUUUCCUUCUCCCUCCCGUGUAUACACUUCACCAAUCACAACUGUCAUUUAAUUUAUCAUUUCAGUGCAUAAACGUUAAGUGACUGAUUUGGGUGCAUGAUGGUAACCUGGUUAAAUGUGCCCGCGGUGUUGAGACUUCCUAGUAAAACUUCACACCACUUGGUUGCGUUUUGGCUGUGGCUGAUAAGUUGUUUUUUAAACUUGGUCGUUUAUUUUGGCUUUUUCAAUUUUUCAUUUGUGUUAUGCAAUGCAUCUAGAAGCUGGAUUCAAAGAAAUGUACAUUUCCUGCUUACAUGAAGGCCUUUUAGUUGCAUUAAAUCAGCUGGAGCCAAAUCAUAUGUCUAUGUCACAUUUACUCACUGAAGUCAUCUCCAUUUACAAAUAUCUCCCUUUUUUUAUUUAAACUGUAAAUAAUCUGUACAGUUGCCUGACACUAACUUAUUUUGUAGUUUUGACAUAAAUGGAAACUGUACAGGAGUUUUUUUUAGUAUUUAUACUUGAUUCAUUCUCAGCACUAAGGUGCAAGUGCUGUUUUUUCCAGUGCUGUGUGAUCAAGAAGAAUAAAAAUGCAAAAGCCUUAGUAUUAUAAGAUUUAUUAGGGCUGAAAUUACAUGUUUCUGAGAGGUAUGAAAGUAUUCCCUUCUUUUUUGUUUUAAGUUAUUUAAGUGUAUAAUCAUGAGGUUCCACCUGGCAUUAAUUCCUAUUGUAUGGAAGUAGUUUUAGUAUUUUUGUUCCUAUAUAUUUAUAUGAUUUGAACUCACAGUGAUGACAGAUGUAAGUCUCUGAAGCUCAUACAGGCAGUCUUAUGUGGACACAGAACAUAUGUUGUUCUCAAGAAACCAAAAAUAUUGCUACCCAGAUGUUUUUCUUUUCUUUCUUUCUUUCUUUUGGUUGAUUUCUUGUGUGAUGUGUGAAAUUGUUGCCAAAAAAGAAAAAAAAGUGUAUUUUUAUGUGAUACAUUUGACUGUUACUUGGUUUUUGGUGUAGUCGUAGGGAGAUCAUGCCUGCGUUUAACUUAUUGUAAAGCAUUUGAAUUACUUUGUAGUCAAGGAAAGAUGUGAAAACUGAUUGUGGUAAAGUGGCACAUUUUGUGGUGGAUACUUGCCUUCUUUUUAAGUAACCUUUUCUAAUGUUCUUUUGUAGCUGUAGAGUGAAAGACUUUUCAUUUUAUACUAUUGCCUAUUUUAAUUUCUGGGUAGCAUUGGGUAGUUUUGGUAUAUUUCAUUUUGUACUUAACUGUCGUAGUUUUUUUUAUCAGGUUAUAUGAAACAUUGCUGGGACUGUUUUUUUUGUAGCAAAGCAAAAAAUAAACAUACAGAUAUAAACAUC